This is a messenger RNA of Coffea arabica (coffee), 1815 nucleotides long. The record is from RefSeq and is a predicted model, not a curated record. Lineage: Eukaryota; Viridiplantae; Streptophyta; Magnoliopsida; Gentianales; Rubiaceae.
AUGACCCCGAGCGUCUAUGCAUUACAGGUUCAUCUUCUAGGAGAGCAAAUGGUUUCUUUUCACAGAAGAACCAAUCUUGCUGAUUUAGUUGCUGAUGUUGACUUCUCAAAAACGAUGCUGACUGAGUUCUUUUAUAUGAAUCAGACAAAUAAAGAUGCUCAGAAACUCAAUCUCCUCUACAAACAAUUUCCUGAGUUUUUUGUAUGGAGCCCAGGCAAGAAACGGUGGUCUAAAAGAAAGCGUCGAAAAGUUGUUGGAAGAUUGGUGACCGUUAGCCCAGCAGAAGGAGAGAGGUAUUUCUUGAGACUGCUUUUAUCCUGUGUUUGUGGCCCUACUUCGUUCGACCGCUUGUUGACUGUUAAUGGAGUCCGUAUGGCUUCUUUUAGAGAAGCCGCUUUUCAGAUGGGUCUGUUACAAUCUGAUACGUUUAUUGAAGACACCCUUGAUGAGGCUGCUACUUUUCAGAUGCCUUCUUCACUCAGAAACUUGUUUGCUGUGAUGCUAAGUUUCUGCUCCCCGUCAAAUCCCAAAUGCUUGUGGGAGAGAUAUGUGUCUGAGCUAUCAAGGGAUUAUCAAAAAAAUAGUUCACUCACUGGAUAUACUCCGCAAUACAUCAGAAUGCUGGUACUUCAGGAGAUCAGUAAAUUUUUGGAACAAAUGGGUAAAAGCAUGGAUGACUUUCACUUGGUUCCUGACUACAUUGGUGUUACAUUAGAUCAGCGGAUUACAAAAGAAAUUGAAACUGAAAGGAAUAUUCAGUUCACAGAGGAGGAUCUGCUACUGUCUUCGAAGCUUAAUGCCGGCUAUAUAGCCAUUGCUGUUGCAUCGUCUGGCGUUUCUGCCUCUAUACUUCCUGGUGGGAGGACUGCACAUUCACGCUUUAAGAUCCCUCUUGAUAUAUCAGGAAAUAAGUCUUGCCAAGUUAGUAAGCAAAGCUCGACCGCUAAGUUGCUUAUAGAGGCCAAACUUAUAUUGUGGGAUGAAGCUUCAAUGGCUAAGAAGGAAACAAUCGAAGCAUUUGAUAUGCUUCUCAAAGACAUAAUGGAAUGCGAUAAUCCUUUUGGUGGCAAGCUGGUGGUUUUUGGAGGUGACUUCAGGCAGACUCUACCCGUGAUUAAAGAUGCAACAAGAGACGUUUUAGUUCAGUCAAGUGAGGGACGCGAACCAGAAGACAAAGAUGGCAAAAUAUCUUUAUGUAAGGAUAUGACAAUCCCUUAUGAUGGAAAGGAGGCUUCUCUUAACAGGUUAAUCGAAUCUAUUUUUGGUGAUCUAAAUGUGUAUUCUUCGGAUCCAUAUCAGAUAAUUAAUCGGUGUAUUCUAUCAAGAACAAAUAAUGCUGUUGAUGAUGUUAACCAGCUCAUUAUUGAUAGAUUUCCUAGAGAUCCGCAUACUUAUAUAAGUUCUGACAGAACUCUUAACGAAAGAGAUCAAGGAGACUAUGAAGACUUUCUCAAUUCUUUAAAUCCAAAGGGGUUACCACCUCAUAAGUUGAUCUUGAAAGAGAACUGUCCAAUUAUUCUGCUCAGAAACUUAAACCUAAUGGAAGGCCUUUGUAAUGGUACCAGGCUUAUAUGUAGAGAGCUGCGCCACAACACUAUUUGUGCAGAGAUUGCAGUGGGUCAGUACCGCGGUAAAAGAGUUUUCUUGCCAAAGAUUCCUCUCCAAACUUCUGACAGCGAAAAGAAUGGCAUCCCCUUUAAGAGAACUCAGUUUCCUGUCAAGUUAUGUUUUGCAAUGACGAUUAACAAGUCUCAGGGGCAAACUCUGGAUUAUGUAGGGAUUUAUUUGCGCGAGCCUGUUUUCUCUCACGGCUAG